AUGGCGGUAUCGAGUGAGCAGGUUACCUUCAACGCAGGUCGCUUAACGUUUUUGCACUUAACGAUCAACGAAUUACUUAACAAGCUGGAUUAUAAUACAGAGAAUAACGGGCCAUGGGAAAAGAAUCCUUCCGUAGCCGUGAGUGCUGCUGGCAACACCGGCGGCAUUGUUGGGGGCGCUGGGGGUGGCGGCGGCGGCGGUGGUCUUGUUACUGGUAUUGCGACAUCGAUGGUGUGUGGUGCGAAUAUUAUUGGCGCUACAACAACAACAACAAUAGCAACAUCAACACCAACAACUACGGUAACUGGUAUUAAGCCACUGCAACAACAGUUGCAGCAACAAUUGUUGCAUCAACUGCAACAACGACAGCUCCAGCAACAUCAACAUCAACAACAACACCAACAACAUUUACAGAGUGCAGCCGGCGUUAGCGUUGGCAGUGGCAGUGUGUCAGUUGGUGGCCUCAGUUCUACCGCUGGCGGUCAUUCCCAUUUGCAUGCCACCCAUUCGCACCCGCACCAGCAUACGCACACCCAUGCACAUACACAUGCAUAUCAACAUGUGCACCAUCAAAAUGCAAGCGCCACACUAUUACAGCAACAACAAAAACAACUGCAGCACCAGCACUCGCAUCCGCCAUUGGCGCCGCACUCUCAUCCACCGUUACAGCAUCAUGUUUCACUUGGCGGUGCAAGUAGGUAUCAGCCGAUCGUUGCGGGUGUAGCCCAACCGCAACAACAACCACAACAACAGCAACAACAUCAGCAGCAGCCACAACAACAACAGCAGCACCAUCAUCACCGUCAACAUUCUACGCCGCAACAUCAUCGUUCAACGUCGCAGCAUUCUGCCUCUACGAUAAGGCGUCGCACGCUCUCACAUGCUUCACGCUCCUAUUCAGCAUCAGCGGCCGCAGCAGCAGUGGCUGCAGUAGCUGCAUCAUCCAAUGCAAAUGCAAGCGGAAAGCAUGGCGGUGGCGGCGGCGGUAAUGGCAGCACCAGUAUACAUGUCAACACCAGCGUGGAACGCUCACGUUGUCGUUCACCGAUGAUGUUGUGCCACAGUCACAGCGAUGGCGAGUUUCCGAUGUACAAAGGUGAGUACGAGAAUUAA
Molecule: messenger RNA, 1113 nt
Organism: Anastrepha ludens (Mexican fruit fly)
Lineage: Eukaryota; Metazoa; Arthropoda; Insecta; Diptera; Tephritidae
Product: transcriptional regulator ovo-like
Exons: 2
Coding region: 1-1113 (370 amino acids)
Source: RefSeq, a predicted model, not a curated record